ACUCCACCCUAAUUCCUGCCCAACCGCGAACCUCCCUCCCUAAAUCUCAAUCGCCUUCUCUCACAAUGGGCAAAGACAAGUCAGAGAAGAAGGACCGGAAAGAGAAGAAGGAGAAGCUCACCGAAGUCAACGGCGUGAGCAAGAAGUCGAAAAAGGACAAGAAGGAAAAGAAAGAGAAGCGCAAGAGCGACGUGACUGAGCUGCUUGAGGCGGGGCUGGAUUCGGAGACGUCGCCCGCGCCUGUGGAGACUGUGAUCAGGACUAAGGCGAAGGCGAAGGUGGAUGAGGAUGGUGAUGAGGAUAUGAGCGAUGCGGAAGCACCUGUAGCACCUGCGACGAUAGUGGGCGCGGUCGUGCCGUUCGCGAACCCGCUUGCCGACGACAAGCAGACGAAGAAGGUGUUGAAGAGCGUAAAGAAGGCGGCCAAACACAAGACUCUCAAGCGUGGCGUCAAAGAAGUCGUCAAAGCCCUCCGAAAGUCCGAAGCUGAGGCUAUCACGUCCGUCAAUUCCAAGAACCCCGCCGGCGUUGUCAUCAUCGCGGCUGAUAUCUCGCCUAUGGAUGUGAUUUCGCAUCUCCCUGUACUCUGUGAGGACCACAACAUCCCGUAUAUAUACGUCACAUCGCGCGCGGAGCUAGGUGCUGCGGGCGCUACGAAGCGGCCGACGAGUGUGGUCAUGGUGUCGAAGGACCGGCUACCGGGUAAGAAGGGCGCGGGGACGGAUGCAGAUGAGAAGAAGGAGUAUGCAGAGGUAUAUGGAGGGCUAGUGAAGUUGGUGCUGAAGGCAUCGGAGGGCGUGAAGAAGUGAGCAGAGAAGAGGAGAAUUUCUUUCUUGUGGGAUCAUGUCAAAAGGGAGUCGGCGUUUGGUGUCACAGGUACGUAGGUUCACUGUCUGGCUGUGAUGAUUUCUGAGCCUGGCUAGUGAGGACAGGACUGUCUUACAAAUGUUGGCUAGAAUUUCGAACGCCUUGUUUUGGCAUAAGAAAGCUACGAAGGCUCUCUGACUUGGUAGAACAUCCAACUCGAAAAGCGUUUGACCUCAUUCUCUACUGCUAUUGUGCUUUCCAUCAUCUACUGAUAACAAAAACACCAUCUUCAUUCGCUCAUAUAGUUUGGCGCAGUCGAAUUUUCUUCACUCUCACGGGAAGAAACAC
This is a messenger RNA of Mytilinidion resinicola, 1155 nucleotides long. Its product is annotated as L30e-like protein. Lineage: Eukaryota; Fungi; Ascomycota; Dothideomycetes; Mytilinidiales; Mytilinidiaceae. The coding region runs from base 66 to 809 and encodes 247 amino acids. Gene Ontology annotation, biological process: ribosome biogenesis; rRNA pseudouridine synthesis; snRNA pseudouridine synthesis. Gene Ontology annotation, cellular component: box H/ACA snoRNP complex; nucleolus. The transcript has 2 exons. Gene Ontology annotation, molecular function: box H/ACA snoRNA binding. The record is from RefSeq and is a predicted model, not a curated record.